Molecule: messenger RNA, 186 nt
Organism: Durotheca rogersii
Lineage: Eukaryota; Fungi; Ascomycota; Sordariomycetes; Xylariales; Xylariaceae
Exons: 2
Coding region: 1-186 (61 amino acids)
Source: RefSeq, a predicted model, not a curated record
AUGUCGAUAAAGAACAGUUUAUACAAUCCCAACCAGAGCUGCCCCCCUAAGGACAUUCGUACGGCGUAUUCCAAAGAAUACAAGAUCCCGGGAUACCUCAUAAGCCCAGAAAUUCUGGUCAGGACGUUGCAGGCCAUUUUCAACGAUGAUUAUAUGGUCAAGAACGAGUUUGAGAUGUUUCGAUAA